This is a messenger RNA of Nematolebias whitei (Rio pearlfish), 2644 nucleotides long. RefSeq names its product ubiquitin-associated and SH3 domain-containing protein B. Bases 1 to 1929 code for a protein of 642 amino acids. NCBI's taxonomy places the organism in Eukaryota, Metazoa, Chordata, Actinopteri, Cyprinodontiformes, Rivulidae. The transcript is spliced from 14 exons. Gene Ontology annotation, molecular function: protein binding. The record is from RefSeq and is a predicted model, not a curated record.
AUGGCCGCCAAGGACGACCUGUACGCCAAAGUGGCACCGCGGAGGCAGCGCCAGAACCGGCCGAGCACCAUCAAACAUGGCUCCACUCUGGACGUACUUCUGUCCAUGGGCUUCCCCAGGACCAGGGCCUUGAAAUCUUUGGUGUCGACAGGAGGCAAAAAUGUCCAGGCGGCGUGUGACUGGCUCUUCUCCCACUUGGACGACCCCUUCCUGGACGACCCCCUACCCAGAGAGUACGUGCUGUACCUGCGACCCAGUGGACCUCUGCUGCAGCAGCUCACAAACUUCUGGAAGCAGUCCCGCCUGUCCUGCGGCAAGAACAAGGCCCACAACAUCUUCCCACACAUCACCCUCUGCCAGUUCUUCAUGUGUCCAGACGACAAAGUGGAGGCUCUCUCCGACGCUCUCCAGAGCACCAUGGCCAAAUGGAAGGGUCGCAUCCCUAUGCCCCUCCCCCUGGAGCGCUACAUCUCCUCAACCUUCAUCGGCCUCUUCGUGGAGGAGCAGAUGGCGGAGGUUUUGAAGAGUUUUGCUUCGGAUUUUGCCACCGAAGCAGAAUCUAAAGCAGAUGUUCACGUUGAGCCCCACAAGAAGCAGCUUCAUGUCACCUUGGCGUACCACUUUCACGACAGUCACCUUCCACUUCUGGAGAAGCAGGCCAAAACCAUAGACGUAUCUUCAGGCUGCGACUGGCUGGCGGUGCUCCUCUCCAGAGAUAUUCGCUUUGCUAAUCACGAGACGCUUCAAGUGAUGUACCCGUAUGUGCCUCAGAAUGACGACGAGCUGGAGCUGCUGCAGGGAGACUUCAUCUUCACGUCUCCAGUGGAGCAGAGCACUGCCAGCGAGGGCUGGGUGUAUGGCACGUCACUGGGCACCGGGCUGUCCGGCCUGCUGCCCGAGAACUACGUCAGCCGGGCGGACGAGUCGGACACGUGGGUCGUCCACGGGUCUUACUCGUUUCUCAACUGUGCCUCUCCGUCUGCCUCUGGUAGCUCGGUGGGUGGGCUGUUACUGGAUGGACAGUCCAACGACAGUCUGCUGGACAGUCUCAUGGACAUGUCCAGCCUCACCGGCCUCUGUCCUCCCAUGCAGGUGUCGAGGCCGACCGGUGCGCCCUCGCUGUCCAAGAUGAGGCUGUUUGUGUGUCGUCACGGCGAGCGGAUGGAUGUGGUGUUUGGCAAACACUGGGUCACUCAGUGCUUCGAUCCCAAAGGUCGUUACAUCCGUUCUAAUCUCAACAUGCCACCCAGUCUACCAGCCAGGAGCGGCGGUCACCGGGACUACGAUAAAGAUUGUCCAAUCACUGUGUUUGGUUCCACCCAGGCCCGUCUAGUAGGUGAAGCUCUGUUAGAAAGCCACACGACGAUAAAUUUUGUUUACUGCUCUCCGUCUCUUCGCUGCAUCCAGACGGCUCAGCACAUUCUGCAGGGUCUCCAGCAGGAGGCCAAGACAAAGAUCCGUGUGGAGCCCGGUUUGUUUGAAUGGACCAAAUGGGUUUCAGGCACGUGUUUACCCACCUGGAUCCCGCCGGCUGAGCUGGCGGUUGCUAACCUGAGCGUGGACACAACCUACAGACCUCAUUUUCCUGUGAGUAAGCUGACCGUGUCAGAGUCCUACGACACCUACAUCAGCAGGAGCUUCCAAGUGACCCGAGAGAUUCUAACGGAGUGCAAAAGUCAGGGAAAUACGGUCCUGAUCGUGGCCCAUGCUUCCUCCCUGGAGGCCUGUACUCGGCAGUUACAAGGCCUCAGUCCUCAAAACUCCAAGGACUUUGUCCAAGUUGUCCGAAAGAUCCCUUAUUUAGGUUUUUGUGCUUGUGAAGAAAUGGGAGAGACAGGCGUGUGGCAGCUGGUCGACCCCCCCAUCUUGCCUCUGACACAUGGACCCAAUCACAGCUUCAACUGGAGGGAAAUGCUAACGCAAGACUGAAGGAAUAUGCUGUUUUCGCCUAAAUAUUAUUUAUUUUUUUUCCCUUGACAUUUCACUCAAACUAUUGAAAGGACAAAGAGAAUCACAACCUGGCUUCCAUCUAAGACACCAUGCAAAAAUAAAUGAAGGAAUAAAUAAAAGUCUGUAUAUAAUAUGGGCUAAUGUAUUUAGACGCACUGCUCAGGAAGAAGGAAAACGUCUUUGUGGAGUUCACGUAUGCAGUUUGGAUACUUGUCUUUUAGCGUGCUAAGAAUAUGCAGAUGCUGCAGAGGAUUUGGAUAUUUAAGAAAUGUGACAAACUUUUUUUUUUUUUUGUCUGAAGAACGAACUCUGCGACCCUUCUUUAGCAGACAGGAAGUGAAAUCUGCUGCUUUCUCACACACUGUGACAAAAAUUAACUAAGAAGGACUUGUGCCACAGAAAUAUUUUUCCACGCGUCGGAAAUGAUUAUCUUGUAGCGACAACCCCACAACCCCCGUCUUCUGGGGAAAGAAAGCACAAAAAGAAAGGCUGACAAUCAAAACAGUGGCGCACUGACCACCAUUGUUUCUGUUGCUGCGGUUUGGUAAAUUGUUACACGUCUUUUACUCGAGUGUCAUAUCAUUUUCUUCUACUUUAAUGGAAAUUUUAACACGCGUGAAAACCGCAGUAUAAAAAAUUAAUCAGGAAACGACCCAGCUGACAAGAUGACAUGAUAAUAACUUACAGAAUAAUA